AUGGCGUUGUCUCGUCCGCCGCCGCCGCCGUCGUCGUCGGUGCUGGUGUGCGUGCUCGUGCUCGUGCUUAGCUGGUGCCGCCUUCUCCGCGGCGCGCCGCCGCCGCGGUACCUGGCGGCCAGCCUCGACGAGCUGCGUCGUAGCAGCAACAGGGGCCAAGUUCACUCGCCUCCAUUAACGUCCCCAGCCGCAGCAUCUGGCAGCAAGCUGACGAUCCACGCCCCGGUCACCGGCCAGCCGGCGGCGCGCGACAUCAGCGUCCGCGACAGGGCACGCCUGCGCACCCUCCUGCAGAGGUCGACGUCCACGUCGGCCGCCUCCUCCUCCUCCUUCGCUCCGUACGCGUCGCCACCGGCCAUGCCGCCCAAUCCGGCGGUGGCGCUGGCGCCGGCCGCCACCAUCCCGGACCGCUCGGGGGCCGACCUCGACACGCUGGAGUUCCUGGUCGUCGUCGGCCUCGGCUCGCCGGCCCAGACGUCCGCCCUCAUCUUUGACACCGGCAGCGACCUGUCGUGGGUCCAGUGCCAGCCGUGCUCCGGCCACUGCUUCCCGCAGCAAGACCCGCUGUUCGACCCGACCAAGUCGUCCACCUACGCCGCCGUGCCCUGCGGCGACCCGCAGUGCGCCGCCGCGGGCAACCUGUGCGGCGAGAACGCCACCUGUCUCUACCGCGUCCAGUACGGCGACGGCUCGUCCACGACCGGCGUCCUCUCCCGCGACACGCUCACGCUCACCUCCUCCCGGACGCUCUCGGGCUUCCCGUUCGGAUGCGGCCAGACAAACCUCGGCGACUUCGGCCGCGUCGACGGGCUGCUCGGCCUCGGCCGCGGCCAGCUCUCGCUGCCGUCGCAGGCCGCCGCGUCGUUCGGCGCCGUCUUCUCCUACUGCCUGCCGUCCUUCAACACCACGCCGGGGUACCUCACCAUCGGCGCGACGCCGGUCGACUCCAGCAAGGUGCAGUACACGGCGAUGGCGCAGAGGCCGCAGUUCCCGUCCUUCUACUUCGUCGAGCUCGUCUCCAUCGACAUCGGCGGGUUCGUCGUGCCGGUGCCGCCGGCCGUGUUCACGAGCACGGGCACCCUCCUCGACUCCGGCACCGUCCUCACCUACCUCCCGCCGCCGUCCUACGCCCUGCUCCGCGACCGGUUCAGGCUCGCCAUGAGGCAGUACAGGCCGGCGCCGCCGGACGACAUCCUCGACGCGUGCUACGACUUCACCGGCGUGAACCCGAUCGUCAUCCCGGCGGUGUCGUUCAGGUUCAGCGACGGGGCCGUGUUCGACCUCGGCUUCUUCGGGGUCAUGAUCUUCGUGGAGGAGAGCAUCGGGUGCCUCGCGUUCGCGGCGAGGGACCCCGGAUUGCCGCUGUCGAUCAUCGGGAACACGCAGCAGCGGUCGGCCGAGGUGAUCUACGACGUCGCCGCGGAGAAGAUCGGGUUCGUCCCGGGCAGCUGCUGAAUGCCACGCACUGAGAAAAUGGGCAAGUGCUACUCUCUUCUAGUGAUCUUCGUUGCCGAUCAGGAAUAAUGUCCAAAAGUAAUACAAACUUGCUUAUUUUGGGUUUGCAGUUGUGUUUUUAAAAUAACAUUCGAAAACUGUAAUACAAACUUGAAAUUAUCUAUGAGUGUUGGGAUUUUUGUGUCCCU
Messenger RNA from Oryza brachyantha (malo sina), 1643 nucleotides. RefSeq names its product aspartyl protease family protein At5g10770-like. Lineage: Eukaryota; Viridiplantae; Streptophyta; Magnoliopsida; Poales; Poaceae. The coding region runs from base 1 to 1455 and encodes 484 amino acids. Gene Ontology annotation, biological process: proteolysis. The transcript has 2 exons. The record is from RefSeq and is a predicted model, not a curated record. Gene Ontology annotation, molecular function: aspartic-type endopeptidase activity.